Amphimedon queenslandica is the source of this 1335-nucleotide messenger RNA. RefSeq names its product cytohesin-1-like. The record is from RefSeq and is a predicted model, not a curated record. Gene Ontology annotation, molecular function: guanyl-nucleotide exchange factor activity. Bases 25 to 1257 code for a protein of 410 amino acids. Lineage: Eukaryota; Metazoa; Porifera; Demospongiae; Haplosclerida; Niphatidae. Gene Ontology annotation, biological process: regulation of ARF protein signal transduction. The transcript is spliced from 12 exons.
ACCCAUUAAUUUUUCCUGUGAGGAAUGGCUACCGAUAUAGUGAUACCAUCAGAAAGGGAACUGUCUCGUUCUGAAGAAGAAGAAGCUUUGUUAAGGAAAAUAAGGCAAGAGAAAGAACAACUAUGGUAUGAAAUACAGGAUUUGCGUCGUCAGAUAAUAGAAAUUGACAAUGAUCUUGCUGCCUUGGAUGAGGCUAACGACGAAGAAGUACGUCAAGCGAAAGAGAAACAAAGGUUGACUAGAACAGGGAGGAAUAAGUUUAAUGCCAAUCCAAAGGAUGGUAUCAAAUAUUUACAAAUGCAUAAUUUACUGGGCGAGAGUAGCGAAGAGAUAGCUCAGUGGCUAUUUAAAGGAGAACUUCUUAGUAAACGAUCGAUAGGAGAUUACCUUGGUGAAGGGAAAGACUUCAAUGUCGAAGUUCUUAAAAAGUUUAUAGCACUACAUGAUUUCAAAGGAAAACUAUUAGUAGAUGCUAUAAGAGCUUUUUUGGGUAGCUUUCAUCUUCCGGGAGAAGCACAAAAAAUUGAUCGUAUUAUGGAAAUAUUUGCUGAGAGAUAUCUCUUUUGUAAUCCUGAUGGUGCCCUCAGUGAUAAAGAUACUAUUUAUGUACUGUCAUUUUCGGUUAUUAUGUUGCAUACAAGUCUCCACAACCCAAGUGUUAAGGACAAACCAUCAAUUGAAACCUUCAUUAGUAUGAAUAGAGGCAUUGAUAAUGGGAAAGAUUUACCUUCUGAGCUUUUAACAGAAUUUUAUGAAAACGUUAAAAAGGAGGAAUUUAAAGUUCCGGAUAGUGAAGGAGGGGGUGGAUUAGCUGAGACUUUUUUCAAUCCAGAGAAGGAAGGAUGGUUGACAAAAGAAGGCGGCAAAUACAAGAGCAAACAUCGGAGAUGGUUUAUUUUAAAGGAGAAUAUGUUGUAUUAUUUCAAACAACCUUCAGAUAGUGAUCUAAUUGGUAGCAUUCCUCUUGAUCCAGAAUUGAGUGUUAGAAUUGUUGAGGAUCCUAAAGCACCAGCUAAUUGUUUUGAAAUAUACUCUGAAACUGGUGUCAUUAAGGCAUGGAAGAAAGACUCUGAUGGAAAAACUGUGAAAGGUAAUCAUGAUGUCUAUCGACUUGUAGCUGGAUCAGCUGAAGAACGAGAUGAAUGGAUCAAAUGUAUUCAAGUUAAUUUACAACCAAGCUCUGUUUAUGACUCUUUGACUCAACGUCGUCGUAAGAUUACUGGUGUGCAGGGUUUAAAUAUUCCAGAAAUGAACUAGUGUGUAUGUAGUUGCAAAUCAAGUCACAAUAUUCACUGAGUGUUAUAAGCAUUGUUUUGUAGUGACCAAUCUUAAAAA